AUGCCACCGUCAGCCUUCACAUCCCAAGCCUGGCAAGACCCAGCUGGCACCAGCUCCGCCCACUGGGCAGUCCCAGGCACUGCCCACGCGCGGGGGGAGGGGUGUGCUGGGAUUGGCCCGCUCUGCUCCGGGCACAGCUUCCUAUUGGCCGUGGCGCCGAGCACGCGCGCUCCAGUAGUGCGCGCAGGUACAAGUCUGGCCAAGUCCCGGGUCUCCAAGAGCAUCCCAGCUGCGCGCUCGCACAUGGGGGCUGCGGCGCCUUCACUCCUGGAUCCGCAUGUGCAACCAGCCCUGGCCGGAUGCGAGGCAGCUCGGCGUCGGCUGGACUACUGGUCUCCGCCACCCCCUCGUCCUUCCUCCGGCCAGGCUGGGCAUGCGCUGGUGGGUUAG
This is a messenger RNA of Rangifer tarandus platyrhynchus (Svalbard reindeer), 390 nucleotides long. NCBI's taxonomy places the organism in Eukaryota, Metazoa, Chordata, Mammalia, Artiodactyla, Cervidae. The record is from the annotation of a GenBank genome assembly.